AUGGAGCACAUCCGUACGACCAAGGUUGAGCAAGUGAAGCUACUUGACCGGUUCAGUACCAGCAACAAGUCGUUAACAGGAACGCUGUAUCUCACGGCCACACAUCUGCUCUUCAUAGAUGCUCAUCAGAAAGAAACCUGGAUACUGCACCACCAUAUUGCCUCCGUGGAGAAGCUCGCUCUGACGACUUCCGGGUGCCCCCUGGUGAUCCAGUGCAAGAACUUCCGGACUGUGCACUUCAUCGUUCCCAGAGAGAGAGACUGCCACGAUAUUUACAACUCUCUGCUGCAGCUAUCAAAGCAAGCAAAAUACGAAGAUCUCUAUGCGUUCUCUUAUAAUCCCAAACAAAACGACGCCGAAAGACUGCAGGGAUGGGAACUCAUUGACCUCGCCGAGGAGUAUCAGAGGAUGGGAGUGCCCAAUUCCAACUGGCAGCUGUCUGACGCCAACCGAGACUACAAGAUCUGUGAAACUUACCCCAGAGAGCUGUAUGUGCCCCGAAUAGCAAGCAAACCAAUAAUUGUUGGUAGUUCCAAGUUCCGGAGCAAGGGGAGGUUUCCUGUUCUCUCCUACUACCACCAGAGUAAGGAGGCUGCCAUUUGUCGCUGUAGUCAGCCGCUGUCAGGGUUCAGUGCCCGGUGCCUCGAAGAUGAACACUUACUUCAGGCCAUCAGCAAGGCCAACCCAGCCAACCGCUACAUGUACGUCAUGGACACCAGACCCAGACUGAAUGCAAUGGCCAACAGAGCAGCUGGAAAAGGUUAUGAAAAUGAAGACAACUAUUCUAACAUUAGAUUUCAGUUUGUUGGAAUUGAAAAUAUCCAUGUCAUGCGGUCCAGCCUUCAGAAAUUAUUGGAAGUCAACGGUACCAAAGGGCUUUCCGUCAACGAUUUCUACUCUGGUCUGGAGAGCUCAGGAUGGCUUCGCCACAUCAAAGCUGUGAUGGACGCUGCGAUCUUCUUAGCCAAAGCAAUCGCGGCUGAGAGCGCGAGUGUGCUGGUGCACUGCUCUGACGGCUGGGACAGGACCUCGCAGGUCUGCUCCCUGGGCUCUCUCCUGCUGGACCCCUACUACAGGACGGUCAGAGGGUUCAUGGUUUUAAUAGAAAAAGAUUGGAUCUCCUUUGGACAUAAGUUUUCAGAGAGGUGUGGCCAUUUGGAUGGUGACCCAAAGGAAGUCUCGCCGGUGUUUACUCAGUUCUUGGAGUGUGUGUGGCAUUUGACCGAACAGUUUCCACAAGCCUUCGAGUUCAAUGAAGCGUUUCUUCUUCAGAUCCAUGAACAUAUCCAUUCAUGCCAGUUUGGAAACUUUAUUGGGAAUUGUCAGAAGGAAAGAGAAGAACUCAAGUUGAAGGAGAAGACAUACUCCCUGUGGCCAUUUCUUCUGGAUGACCAGAAGAAGUACCUCAAUCCUCUCUACGGUUCCCAGUCUCAGAAAUCGGCAGUUCUGGAGCCAAAUACAGUGUCUUUCAAUUUUAAGUUUUGGAGAAACAUGUUCCACCAGUUUGAUCGAACAUUGCAUCCUAGGCAGUCUGUAUUUAAUAUAAUUAUGAACAUGAAUGAGCAGAAUAAGCAGUUAGAGACAGAUAUCAAGGACUUAGAAUCUCAAAUUAAGCAACGUAAAAAUAAGCAAACAGAUGGAAUUCUCAGCAAGGAAUUGUUAAAUUCAGUCCGUCCUGAAUCACCCGCCCUCAAAGCCACCCUGAGUCUCAAGGAGCAGACUCUGCUGCCUGUGAAUGAUGUUCUUCGAACUAUAGAGGGCAGUAGCCCUGCAGAUAACCGCUACAGCGAGUAUGCAGACGAGUUUUCCAAAGCCGAGCCUGCGGUGGUCAGCCUGGAGUAUGGUGUGGCCAGGAUGACCUGCUAG
Rangifer tarandus platyrhynchus (Svalbard reindeer) is the source of this 1866-nucleotide messenger RNA. The record is from the annotation of a GenBank genome assembly. Lineage: Eukaryota; Metazoa; Chordata; Mammalia; Artiodactyla; Cervidae.